UCAAUCUUAUAUAAAUACUGUUAAUGAACUUAAUCAAGAAUUACUUGCAAUGAAAGAACAAUAUGAACAAGUUGAAAUUGAAAAACAAUUUUUAACUAAUCAACUUGAAAAUCAAUCUCUGAUAAUUAAUCAAGAACAUGAUACACAACAAAUUGAAAAGCCUGUCGCUGUAGUUAAUGAGAUGAAUCAUAUUUGGAAAGAAUUACGAAAUAUAUUAUCACUUUCAAAUGAAGUUUCUCUAGAAGAAAUCAUUCCAUAUAUAAAUAAUUUAAUAAAAGAAAAUAUUUUAUUAAAAGAACAUAAUAAAGAAUCAUUAUUAAAUAAAGCAACAUAUUCAAUAGAUGAUAAUCAACUUAAACAAGAUUAUAUUUUAUUAGAAAAUCAAUAUAUACAAUUAGAUAAUGCAAAUCAAGCAUGGCAACAAUUUUAUGAUAAUCAAAUAGAUUUAUUAAAAAAUAAAUUUAAAGAUUAUUUUGAUUUUGAUAAGAAUUUAAAUUUUGAUCAAAUUAUUCAAAUUAUUGCUACAAAAUUUGACGAGCAAAAUUAUACGAAAACAAAUAUUCCAUCAGAAAUUACAACAAUAAAUAAUAUUGAUUUUUCGGAUAAAUCACUUGUUGACACACAACAAAAUAAUCAAAUUUUAAGUUUACAAGAAGAAAUUAAAUGUUUAGAACAACAAUUAAAAGAUAAUCAAUAUUUAAUUGAUUCAUUAAAAAAUAAUCUUCAAUUAAUUACACAAGAAAAUUUACAACUUACAAAACAAUAUAAUGAAAUUCAACAAAAAAAUGAUUUACUUAUUAAAGAUAAUCAUAAUUUAACUAAUCAAUUAGAAAAUCAAUCUAUUCCUCUUGAUUCUCAACAAGAAAAUGUUUUACAAUUAUCAACUGAUCAAAUCCAACAUAUUCAUCAUUCCCCAAUUGAAGAAAUUCCAUUAAAUAUCAUUCCACAUGUUCAAUCUUCAAAUGUGAUACAAGAAAAUGAAGAAAUUCAACAAUUAAAAAAUAAUCUUGCUACUCUUACAACACAAUGUACUGAAUUAGAUGAAGCUAAUCGUGCAUGGCAACAAUAUUAUCAAAAUCAAAUUGAAUUAUUUCAUGAUAAAUUACAAGAUUGGAUUCCAUUGGAUAUGAAUUUAACUCUUGAACAAAUAAUACAUCAAAUUGUUAGUUAUCUUAAUCAAUUAGAAUAUGAUAAAAAUUUAUCAUUACAAAAUAAUAAUCCAUCAGAUUCAACAACAACAAUUCUUUCAUUACAAAAACAAUUAGCAAAAUAUCAAAAUAAUGAAUCAAUACUUGCAGAAAAUCUUGAACAACUUAAUCAAAAAUUACUUGAUGUUUAUAAACAAUGUGAAGAAUUUCGUGAACAUAAUGCACAAUUAAUUUUGUCAAAACAACAAGUUGAUAAACAAUUAGAAGAACAAGAAAAACAAUUAGUAGAAUUUCAAUUAAUCAUCAAGAAUUCUGAACAACAUUUAGAUCAACAGAUUGAUUUAUCGAAAGAAAAUAUUCCUGUUGAUAACAUAAAUCGAGAACAAGACGAAGAAAUUAAUCAAUUACGUGCAGAACUCUCUACUCUAACUAAUAAAUGUGCUGAACUUGAUGAAGCUAAUCAUGCAUGGCAACAAUUUCAACAAGCUCAACUUGACAAUUUUAGAAAUA
Molecule: messenger RNA, 1658 nt
Organism: Rotaria sordida
Lineage: Eukaryota; Metazoa; Rotifera; Eurotatoria; Philodinida; Philodinidae
Source: the annotation of a GenBank genome assembly